GCCAGAUCUGCGAAAAAGUGAUACAAAUAUGCGAGAAGCGAUACCAUUGGAAAAACGAGUUGCUAUAGCUCUAUAUGCUCUAGGGUCAUCUUCCGACUAUCGCACAAUCGCAAAUAUGUUUGGCGUGGGAAAGGCAACCGUAUGCAAAAUAUUAUUGGGUUUUUGCAAUGAGGUCUGGAGAGUUUUGGCUCCAAUAUAUUUAAAAAACUUUCCGUUGACAGAAGACAAAAUUAAAGGCUUGGUGCAAGAGUUUGAAACAUAUGGAUUUCCCCAAUGUAUGGGAGGACUUGAUGGAUGUCAUAUUGAGAUUCACCCACCCAAGGAAGACGCUACAGACUACCACAACUAUAAGGGAUGGUAUUCAAUCGUACUGCUAGCAUUGGUGGACGCCAGAUGUCGUUUUAUAUAUGUUAGCUCCGGCAGCACAGGACGCUGCAACGAUUCUCAAAUUUUUCAGACAUCUUCUCUAAAGCAACAAUUGGAUGAAUGUGUCCUUUUAAGCGAAUUGAAAAAAAACUAUUUCCGAUGUUGAUGUACCGGUUUUUAUAAUUGGGGACUCGGCAUUUCGGUUAAGUGACAAGCUAAUGAAGCCGUAUCCGUUUCAUAUUUCACAAAG
Rhagoletis pomonella (apple maggot) is the source of this 616-nucleotide messenger RNA. RefSeq names its product protein ANTAGONIST OF LIKE HETEROCHROMATIN PROTEIN 1-like. The coding region runs from base 29 to 532 and encodes 167 amino acids. NCBI's taxonomy places the organism in Eukaryota, Metazoa, Arthropoda, Insecta, Diptera, Tephritidae. The record is from RefSeq and is a predicted model, not a curated record. The transcript has 3 exons.